Molecule: messenger RNA, 1308 nt
Organism: Lachancea meyersii CBS 8951
Lineage: Eukaryota; Fungi; Ascomycota; Saccharomycetes; Saccharomycetales; Saccharomycetaceae
Source: the annotation of a GenBank genome assembly
AUGUCCAACAAAUUUCAUUGUGAUAUCUGCUCGGCAGACUGCACUAACAGGGUCAGGAUAUCGUGCGCAGAAUGCCCCGAAUAUGACCUGUGUGUACCCUGUUUUUCUCAAGGCUCCUAUAGUGGCAAUCACAAGCCGUACCACGAUUAUCGUAUCAUUGAAACAAACUCCUACCCUAUUCUGUCGGUCGACUGGGGAGCAGAUGAGGAAUUGGCACUCGUCAAAGGCUCUCAGACCUUAGGUUUGGGAAACUGGCAAGACGUCGCCGAUCAUAUCGGCAGUAGAUCGAAGGAGGAGGUCGAAGAGCACUACACCAGCUAUUAUCUAAACAGCCCGCACUACCCCAUACCAGACAUCACCAAGACCAUCGAUAUCUCCCAGGAGCAGUUUCUACUCAAUAGGAAACAAAGAAUUGAGAAGUUUCGUGAAAAGCCUUUGGAACCACCCCGCAAACCGACUGCUUCGGUACCAAGCUGCCAUGAAGUUCAAGGGUUUAUGCCCGGUAGAUUGGAGUUCGAAAACGAAUUCGAAAACGAAGCUGAGGGUCCUGUGAAAGACAUGGUUUUUGAGCCUGAUGACCAAGCGCUUGAUAUCGAGGUCAAGCUCGUCAUUCUCGACAUCUACAAUUCCAGACUCACGACUCGAGCGGAGAAGAAGCGUUUGCUGUUCGAAAAUGGCCUCAUGGAGUAUCGCAAGCUCCAAGGUAUUGAUAAAAAAAGAAGCAAAGAAGCAAAAGAGCUUUACAAUAAUCUGAAAGCGUUCGCAAGCAUAAUGUCCCCUUCUGAUUUUGAAGAGUUCACGAGAGAUAUUUUGGAAGAGCUCCGAUGCCGAUCCAGGAUUCAUCAGCUACAAGAAUGGCGUAGCAACGGUAUUACAACGCUCGAGGCUGGUCUUAAGUACGAACGCGACAAACAGGCCCGAAUCAUGACUCUUGAAAGAUUUGGUGGCUCUAUGUACAACGGGGCUAAUGGUGGUAGCAAUGGUCGCUACAGAAUCUCUUCUGCACAACGCUCAAAUACUGACUAUGGUCAGGGCAAUAAUGAACAAGGUUCGCGUAAAAAGACAUUGACAAUUAGUGACAUCCAACAUGGUGCCGACUAUGGCUUAUUGUCUGCGGACGAACAACAACUCUGCAUGCAACUCAAAGUUCUACCAAAGCCCUUCUUAGCUAUCAAAGAAGUGAUGUUCAGGGAACUGCUUAGGGCUGGAGGUAAUUUGACCAAAAAGACUUGCAGAGAUCUGCUUAACAUUGAUCCAGCCAAAGCGAAUAGAAUUCACGAUUUUUUCCGUUCUCAGAGAUGGCUAUGA